Molecule: messenger RNA, 393 nt
Organism: Oppia nitens
Lineage: Eukaryota; Metazoa; Arthropoda; Arachnida; Sarcoptiformes; Oppiidae
Product: tyrosine-protein kinase Src42A-like
Exons: 2
Coding region: 1-393 (130 amino acids)
Biological process (GO): multicellular organism development; positive regulation of kinase activity; protein phosphorylation
Cellular component (GO): signaling receptor complex
Molecular function (GO): ATP binding; transmembrane receptor protein tyrosine kinase activity
Source: RefSeq, a predicted model, not a curated record
AUGAAGUCAGUAACAUUUGAUGAAAAUGUACACGUUAAAACGAUGCUCAAAGUAGUCAGAUUAAUACAACACUGGUCUUAUGGUGUACUCGUAUGGGAACUGUUAACCCGAGGACUGACACCAUAUCCUAAUGUUUCCAAUUGGGAAAUUACAAACUAUUUAAAACAUGGCUACCGUUUGCCGAAACCACCGAAUUGUCCGCAAAUAGUUUAUACAAAUGUAUUGAUGCGCUGUUGGUCUGAUGAUCCGCUACUGAGACCAACAUUUGCUGAACUAGUCGUUAGUUUUGAAACAAUAAUAGAAAUAUUGGUAAAUAAUUCACAAGAAUCAGUAAAUAUCGACAACACUUAUAUUAAUUAUCCCAUUGAUAGCAGCGAUUUAACUGUUAAUUAA